Diorhabda sublineata is the source of this 1170-nucleotide messenger RNA. RefSeq names its product THO complex subunit 6 homolog (gene thoc6). Bases 162 to 1133 code for a protein of 323 amino acids. Gene Ontology annotation, biological process: mRNA export from nucleus. The transcript is spliced from 4 exons. The record is from RefSeq and is a predicted model, not a curated record. Lineage: Eukaryota; Metazoa; Arthropoda; Insecta; Coleoptera; Chrysomelidae. Gene Ontology annotation, molecular function: protein binding. Gene Ontology annotation, cellular component: transcription export complex; THO complex.
GUCUAAUUUCCGUUGUCAUUUUUGUAAAUAAAGUAAUCUUGUAUAAACUCUUACAACGAGUAACAACGUUGUUUUUUUCUCUUCCCAUACAAUUUUUCGGUUAAGGAUUUGUGUUUACGGUUAGGUUUUAGUACACUGUUCAUCCAAAUCAUUUUUGGAAAAUGAUAAAAAAAAAUUUUUAUAGUACUAUUUUAUCACAAACAAUUAGUCCUUGUGAAAAGUAUCUUGUAGUUGGUGAUAUUUAUGGAACCUUGUCAAUUUUUCAUUUAUCGAAAAUCACAAAUUGUGAAACAAUUUUAACCAAAGAAGAUUUGAAACCGCGCUACCGUAUUACAGUUAAAGAAGGUUUUCAAGUGAACAGCUUAUUAACUACACAACACUAUCUUGUAGUUGGAAUUGUAGGAGAAAUUUACGGUUAUAAUUGGAAAUCUAUAAGAAACACACAUCCUCAAGCAGAUUGGACAAUUAGCAUUCCUAAUCAAAAAGAUGCAUUUAAAAAUGCAGAUAUAAAUGUUAUUAGAGGUCUACAAAAUAAGCAUAUUUUUAUAGGAUGUGGGGAUAACAAUAUCUAUGUUUAUGAUCUAGAAAGUAGGAAGUUGUUGAAAACUCUUUCCUGUCAUACUGACUACAUACAUUGUUUAUCAGACAUAGGAGCAGACUUUAUUUCUGGAAGUGAAGAUGGAGUGGUUAAUAUAUGGGACACUCGCAUAUACAAAGUUAUUCAUAGCAUUAAACCUCAUUUAGAUGAUAAAGUUGGAAGACCUGCGAUUGGAAAAUGGAUCGGUGCUGUUAGCUGUAACGACGAUUAUGUGCUUUGUGGGGGUGGUCCUCGAUUAUCAUUAUGGCACUAUCGCUUCCUAACCAAUUCAACAGUAUUUCCCAUAAACGAUAAGGGUAUUCAUGUAGCAGAAAUUCGAAAUGAAAAAAUUUUAGCUGGAGGAAGAUCGCGGUUAUUCUAUCAAAUGUCAUUUGUAGGCGAUAUUGUAGCCGAAAUCCCAGUGUCUCCGGUUACUGUAUACAGUGCUGUUUAUAAAGAAGAGCCUAAUAAAAUAUUGAGUUUAGCAGGUUCCAGUUCAAAAAUUGAUAUUUGCAGUAAUUUUAUGUACAGAAACCAACAGUUAUCUUUAUAUUAAGCGUUAAGGAUGGAAUAAUACAUUUUAUAUAAUCGAA